AUGAAACGACGUGAAAAAACAACAAAUGUUGUUGAUGAAAGAGAAAAGUAUUUCCAAUCGUUGAUAGAAAAGUCACAGGAGAUGAUAAAAACUUGGCAUGAUUCUGUGCAGGGUCACAUUAACAAAGUUGAGAAGCAGAAGAAACUCAAACUCGCCAAAGACUUAAAAAUGAUACGAGACUUCAAAGCUAAAAAGAAAGUUAAAAAUAACGAUGAAGUUAUUAAAGAGGCAAAGGAAUUAAUAUUUCAGGACAGUUGCUACGGACGACAGUUGAUGAGUGCACUCCUUGAAUCAAAAGUGUUGGAAGAAAGAGAAGCUCAGAUAAAAUUCCAAAGAGAAAUAAGGAAGUCUGAAAUUGAGAAAGAAUCAACGCUAAACACAACUUCUUUGAUCUUUCUGAACGAAACUGAGCUAGACGAAAAACAAAGAAAACUUAAUAAAAAGCGAAAGGAAAAAGAGAUAGCAGAUAUAAACAAGGAAAUAUUUGAAUGGAAACAAUCCUGCGAAAGAGAGAAAAGGAAUGAGGAAAGGCGGCAAAAAAUAAAUGAAGAGCAAAUUAAACAAAUUAUAGAAAAUGAGACGAAGUUGCAGACAGAAAUAUUACAACGCGAGAAGGAUGAAAUUAAAGAAUACGAGCAACAAACAAAUGAACUUAAGAAAAAUCGAGCAAACAUUGACCAACAAGACGAACGUUUGAGAGAAGUGUGGAGGAAAUAUCAGGACAGAAUAAGAUGCAAAGAAAAAGCUGUCUUCGACAAGAUUCACAGGGACUCAAGCCUUAAAUCGCAAAUGGCGAGUACGUACAAAAUAUUUGAAAAGUUAAAUUCGGAGAAAGACAAGAAAUAUAAUGAUUUUAUUGAAGCUGGUGUUGCGAAAGAAUUGAAGAGAUUGAAUGAACACGAUCAAAAGGAAAUCGAUAAUAAAGCAAACAUACACAAAAAACGUAAAGCCUUGGACGAAGAAAAUAAAAUUUUGCACGAAUUUAAAAAGCAAAUUGAUUAUAUUAAUGAGAUUAAUUAUAGCAGAGGGACUCGUGGCAAUCAACAAUUUCCUAUAAUCAGGGAAAAACCGAAGUUAAAAAUAGGAAGAACUGCACAUCCAACUUUCUUGGUAACUAACAAACAAAGAGAAAAUCAAAGGAAAAUUGGAAAUGAUAAGUCUUGGAGCGGCUUGGAGACUACUCAUAAACAAUUUGCGGAACACGCGACCGACGUCCUACAAGAAUGCCGCUACAAACACAUGGCCUUAAAAAUCAUUAAUGACUACCGAAAAAACAAUUGUCUGGAUGAAAAAUAUCCACUAACAUUGGAAUAA
Danaus chrysippus (African queen) is the source of this 1314-nucleotide messenger RNA. The record is from the annotation of a GenBank genome assembly. NCBI's taxonomy places the organism in Eukaryota, Metazoa, Arthropoda, Insecta, Lepidoptera, Nymphalidae.